GGCUCGGCCAGGCCGCCUCGGCUUGGGGGUCUUCGGCUGCUCAGUCUGAGUUUUCUUUUUCGCUGGGUGGUCGGUGCCGCCGCUCCUUGGAGGCGUCAUGAAGUCCCCGGUUCCGGACCUGGCCCCGAGCGACGGCGAGGAGGGCGAAGACCGCACGCCGCUCUUGCAGCGCGCCCCGCGGGGGGAAACCGCUCCAGUGUGCUGCUCUGCUCGUUACAACCUAGCAUUUUUGGCCUUUUUGGGUUUCUUCGUUCUCUAUUCAUUACGGGUGAAUCUGAGUGUGGCAUUAGUGGAUAUGGUGGAUUCCAACACAACUGCAGCAGAUAAUAGAACUGCCAACGAGUGUGCAGAGCAUCCUGCUCCCAUAAAAGUUCUUCAUAACCAAACGGGUAAAAAGUACCGAUGGGAUGCAGCAACUCAAGGAUGGAUUCUCGGGUCUUUUUUUUAUGGCUACAUCGUCAUGCAGAUUCCUGCAGGAUAUGUUGCCAGCAGAAGUGGAGGGAAACUCCUACUGGGAUUUGGGAUCCUUGGCACGGCUGUCUUCACCCUGUUCACUCCCCUCGCUGCAGAUUUCGGAGUUGGAGCCCUCGUCGCACUCAGGGCACUGGAAGGACUAGGAGAGGGUGUCACAUUUCCAGCCAUGCAUGCCAUGUGGUCUUCGUGGGCUCCUCCUCUUGAAAGAAGCAAGCUUCUCAGCAUUUCAUAUGCAGGAGCACAGUUUGGGACAGUAGUUUCUCUUCCUCUUUCUGGAAUAAUAUGCUUCUAUAUGAAUUGGACUUACAUCUUCUACCUCUUUGGUAUAGUUGGAAUCAUUUGGUUUAUUUUAUGGAUCUGGUUAGUUACUGAUACACCAGAAACUCACAAGACAAUCUCCCCCUAUGAAAAGGAAUACAUUCUUUCAUCAUUAAGAAAUCAGCUCUCUUCACAGAAGUCAGUGCCAUGGAUACCUAUGCUGAAAUCACUAGCACUUUGGGCUAUCGUAGUUGCACAUUUUUCUUACAACUGGACUUUUUAUACUUUAUUGACCUUAUUGCCUACUUAUAUGACGGAGGUCCUAAGGUUCAAUAUUCAAGAGAAUGGGUUUUUAUCUGCAGUCCCUUAUUUAGGCUGUUGGCUAUGUAUGAUCCUGUCUGGUCAGGCCGCUGACAAUUUAAGGGCAAAAUGGAAUUUUUCAACUCUAUGUGUUCGAAGAGUUUUUAGCCUUAUAGGAAUGAUUGGACCUGCAGUAUUCCUGGUAGCUGCUGGAUUUAUAGGUUGUGAUUAUUCUUUGGCUGUUGCAUUCCUAACCAUAUCAACAACCCUAGGAGGCUUUUGCUCUUCUGGAUUUAGCAUCAACCAUCUGGACAUCGCUCCUUCGUAUGCCGGUAUCCUCCUGGGCAUCACAAAUACAUUUGCCACUAUACCUGGAAUGAUUGGGCCCAUCAUUGCUAGAAGUCUGACCCCUGAGAACACUAUUGGAGAAUGGCAAACUGUUUUCUGCAUUGCUGCUGCUAUCAACGUAUUUGGUGCCAUUUUCUUCACACUGUUCGCCAAAGGUGAAGUACAAAACUGGGCUGUUAGGGAUCCCCAUGGACACAGAAACUGAAGGAACCAAUAAAUAAUCCUGUCUCAGUGUAUUUUUGUUUAUCAUGUAACCUAACAGUGCCUUUGAUAUUUUAAUGUGUAAGCAAUCUAUAUACAAGAAAAAAUGGUACUGUAUUAAAUUUUUAAGGCUUGUAAUCAUGAAAUGUCACUAGUUGCCAGGUUAGUAAAAUUCGCUGUUUUUAAUGAUGAAUAACACAUUUGCUGGAACUUACCAUUCAGGGUCCCGUACCUGGCUGCAAGUCAGGCAAUCUGAAAUAGGGGAGUUCUAUUUAUUUUUAAGACCAUACUUAAAGGGAGGAGCAGAAACGGACCCCUCUACACCUUUGCUUAAGCGGGAUAGUAACUCUCAGGUCUUGGUAGACACCUUUUUUUGUACACAUUCCUCAAAAAAUUGUCUGUCACCAACAUUCCCUGACACUCAGAUCUCAAACUUCAGCAUCUGCACGGAGCUGCCAGCCACUGUAUCAUGCAGCCUGGCAAACUUCACCGAGGGAAGCAUGCCCGGGCGGCUGCCAGGCAUUCCCUCUCUGGCUUCGGGGACAGUGCCCAGCACUUACCAGAGGCGGCAUCCGAGACCAGGGUCAGCGCCAAGGCUUUGCAUGGUGUCAUUCCCCUGGGGCUGUUAGCGAGUGCACGAAGCCCUGAGCCGGCAGGGACAGCGCGGUCCACGGCCAUGGCUUCCAUGCCCCUCACCCUUCCCUUCCCAGCACACUGGGAUGCUGACUGGCAUGUAACCUGCAAAAGAAAGUAUGGUGCCCAGUUAGCCACAAGUGACAUCACCCCACCUUCCCGUGGACCGGAGUACACAUUUUCAGGUCCUGUGUUCUAUGAGCUCCACCAGGAUAAUUAAGUUUAAAAAAAGCACUCUCACACGUUUUCUCUCUGUCUUAACGCGUACGCGUCUGCUCGCAGGUCAAGGUUAGGGUGACUCUUACUUCCGCAGCACCUGCAACCAGUGGGGUGACCAUCUUUACUGAUGGUUUCUGGAAGCUCAUUUUGCCAAUUUUUCCUGGGCCAUCUUCCAGUGGUUUUUGAGUGUGCUUCGAGGGCAUUUAUGUGGUUUAGAACUUGAUUUCUGUUUUGUUGUGUAUGUUCAACACUACCUGUAACAUCUUAACUAAAGCUAUUUAAUGUAAUAUGAUGUGUACACCUUUCUGUAAAUUUAUUUUUAAAUCUGUAAAUAACUUUAAGUUGCUAUGGUGAUUUUUCUUUUAUAAAUUAUCAAAAUAAACCUUUGGGGAUUGAU
Molecule: messenger RNA, 2830 nt
Organism: Kogia breviceps (pygmy sperm whale)
Lineage: Eukaryota; Metazoa; Chordata; Mammalia; Artiodactyla; Physeteridae
Gene: SLC17A5
Product: solute carrier family 17 member 5
Biological process (GO): transmembrane transport; monoatomic anion transport
Cellular component (GO): membrane
Molecular function (GO): transmembrane transporter activity
Source: RefSeq, a predicted model, not a curated record